GCUGACAAUAUAAGAUAAGGUUCUUGGUUGUUACAUAGUGGGAGGAGAGUUACAGUGACUAGUGACAAGUGGGAGUGUUUUACGUUGAAAACAAUAAGAAAUUAUAUGAGCUUGGUGGUGGUGGUGGUGGUGUGUGCAUGUGUGUGUGUGUGUGUGUGUGUGUGUGUGUGACAAGGGUUCUAAGCGCCUACCUGGGCAGUGUCGACACAGUAACUUUCCGAGGGGUGGCUGGAAGGCUGCGCUCUGCCAGGAACCAGUUUUAUGUUGACUACAGCCAUCCUCCACCACCGAGGCGACGCUACCAUUAUCCUCAGGCGCUGAUCCUCACCUUGGCCACAGCAUCGGUUAUUGAGCAGAGGGGAGUGGUGGCAGAGGAUGGCCGAGCAUUACAAGAUGAUGGUGUGGGCGGCAGGCGGCGUGGCAGCUGGCAUGGUGUUGUUGGCCGCCCACUCAUGGAGGAGGCUACGGGGGAGACGGGAGGUGUAUGGCCCUAGCAAGGUGGUGGUGGUGACGGGAUGUGACAGCGGCAUCGGCUACAACGUCGCCUUGAACACACUCGAGUGGGGUUGCAGUGUGGUGGCCACUUGUCUCGAUCCUGACGGCGAGGCUCCCCGGAGACUGAGUGAGGCAGGAGCGGUGGUGGUGAAGCUGGACCUGCGUCAUCUUCAGCAAGACGCCUUCAAGGAACUCCUCUCCGCGCUGAACUCACUCAAGGACGAUGAUAAAGACUUGUGGUGUCUCGUCAACAACGCCGGAGUGAUGACAUACGCCCACUGCGAGUGGCAGACUAAAGAGAUGGUGACUAGCCAGGUUGAGGUUAACCUCCUGGGACUCAUCCAAGUCACCAAGGUGCUCUUGCCCACCCUCAGGCGGAACAAAGGUCGGGUGGUAAUGGUGUCCUCACCGGCGGGUCAAGUGGCCGUGCCCAACAUGACAGUUUACGCCGCCACAAAAUGGGGAGUCGAGGGCUUCUCUCACGCCCUUCGUCGGGAGCUAGCACCCCAGGGAGGCUCUGUCGUCCUCGUCAGACCUUGCAACCUACCCGCAAACACAGGAAUCCUCGCCCUCAACGCUGCUCACCUGAAACUGAUGCUUGCGGCAGCCCCACCAGAGACACGUGAAGACUUCGGGGUUGCCAUGAUGGAGGCAGAGCAGGUCUUCCGCGAGCACUUCCAGGGUUCAGACCAGCUGCCACUGCCACUCAACGACCGCCUCCUCGCCUGCUUCAGAUCGGCUAUCAUGAAUCAGAAUCCCUGCUUGACGUACUCAGCCGCGCCCCUGCCAAUGAUCCUGUCCCUGGACCUCCUGCAGCUGUUGCCCUACAACUGGGUGGACUUCCUUGUCGCCAAGAACUUUUACGAUUUCAUACUUUCUUUCGCUAGGAACAAGUAAACACCUCGAUGUCCUCUACCCGAAAAUAUACCGAUACAACUCCUUUUUUUCAGUACCAGUAGGGCAAGUUUUUAUCUCCACCACCAGGGUUCAUUCCCAGUCUGACAGGUGUGCUAUAGCAAACAUAUGGUGUAAAUAAAAAAAAAAGCAAAUAAAUAAAUAAAAAGCUGAAUACCAUAGAGUUGAGUAAAGUGCAGUUAUGAUGUUGCGUAAUCAUAUUUUUGGUGUCGACUAAGUGAACCUGCAAAAUUAUUAAUGCAUGGCAAAGGUAUGAACUACAGAUUAAGAGAACAAAUGCACACACUCGUUGCAUUCGUACCAGUAAACAUUUUCCAAGCGUUUUCACGUGGGGCGAGCAGCAGAUGCCAUGUCCAACCAUAUCGCCACCACCCCACAGACUAAAAAGCGAUAAGAUUAAGCCGGACGAAGCCGUAGAGACAAAGACACUACUUUUUUUCUCUUUUAUAUGGGACGUGAAUAAAACAUUUUCAUACUUGUGAAAUAACUAUGUCCAUCGCAGGUUGAGCGUUUCAGAGUAGGAAAACUAGCAGUGAAAGCCUUCGUGAGAAGACUACACAACCAAAACUAACGUAACGAUAGGUAGAUCAUAUUAUAAAAGUUCAAGUUUUAGUCGACGAGUAGUUCUAGCUUUGUUUGUCUCCAAAUAAGAAAUUUUGUUCAGUGUACGCAUUCGCCUCGCUUUUACAGAAUAGCUGUAGUUGUUGGUCAAACGCCAUAUAGCCCAGGGACGGUUCUCACUUCUCUCAACAGGCGGGCUUCCCGUGACCCAUUACAUAAACCAUGAUAAGUGAUUGUAAAGGAAGACUAGCUCCUCUGAUGUCCCACUUAUUAUAUAAGAAAUAAAUGUAGUUUGAUUACCAUAAUACAUAG
Scylla paramamosain (green mud crab) is the source of this 2283-nucleotide messenger RNA. Its product is annotated as short-chain dehydrogenase/reductase family 9C member 7-like. Bases 376 to 1392 code for a protein of 338 amino acids. The transcript is spliced from 6 exons. Gene Ontology annotation, cellular component: intracellular membrane-bounded organelle. Gene Ontology annotation, biological process: steroid metabolic process. Gene Ontology annotation, molecular function: oxidoreductase activity. Lineage: Eukaryota; Metazoa; Arthropoda; Malacostraca; Decapoda; Portunidae. The record is from RefSeq and is a predicted model, not a curated record.